Molecule: messenger RNA, 1720 nt
Organism: Tribolium madens (black flour beetle)
Lineage: Eukaryota; Metazoa; Arthropoda; Insecta; Coleoptera; Tenebrionidae
Product: serine protease 53-like
Exons: 9
Coding region: 53-1639 (528 amino acids)
Biological process (GO): proteolysis
Molecular function (GO): serine-type endopeptidase activity
Source: RefSeq, a predicted model, not a curated record
CUUUUCCAACUUAUAAAUCUUGAAAUUUUCCAAUCACCCCCCAGUCACAAAAAUGCGUUUCUUUCUUUUGUUGUGUGUUUUCGUGCCCCAAAUUUGGGGUCUUGAGGUCACUCCCAUUAGGGCUACAGCCCUCAAAGAUAUAGGUUUACGUAUAAUUAACGGUGAUGAGGCUGUUUUGGGGCAAUUGCCUUGGCAAGUGGGGAUUAAGGGACGUGCCUCAUGGGGGGGCUAUUUCUGUGGGGGUUCACUGAUUGGCGAAGAGUGGGUUUUGACAGCUGGACAUUGCAUUGACGGGGCUAUUUCGGCCACGAUUUACACAAAUACGACUAAAAUUUCGAACUCCAAUCGGGUAGUAUCGCAGGCGGCUGAGUUUAUACUUCAUGAAAAAUUCAAUAGUAUCACCCUUAACAACGAUAUUGGAUUAAUUCGGCUCAAAAAGCCACUCAAAUUUAAUGAUAACACUAAACCCAUCGCUUUAGCAAUUCGAGAACCACCAAUUGGUACCAAUGUGACAGUAAGUGGUUGGGGUGUCACUAGAGACAGUGAUAUUUACACUAGUGAUAUUUUGUAUUAUACCACUAUUGAUAUCAUUGAUAAUGCCGAAUGUGCCAGAAUUUUUGGAAAUAGUGUUAUCACAGAUAGUGUGAUUUGUGCCAAUCCGGGGAAUCCCCAUACAAGUCCAUGCCAGGGUGAUAGUGGCGCACCUGUUGUUGUUUUGGAUUCAUGUGGCAAACCUGUACAAAUUGGUGUGUUCAGUUUUACCAACGGAGUAGGGUGCGAAUAUCCCUACCCGUCGGGUAACUCCCGAGUUGCCUACUAUAGGGAUUGGAUAAAUUUGGCUUCGAUUUCAAUUAUCGUCUUGACCGUGAUGCUUCUCCUUGUAAUUCUCACGUUUUUGUACCAUUUUACCCCAAUUUCGGGUUCAUGGGUUCGAAUCGUCAACGGUGAGGAAGCCCAAGAUGGUCAAUUUCCGUGGCAAGUGGCCAUUAUGGGUAAAUCAGCAGCGAUUCCGCGAUAUUUAUGUGGAGGGGCUUUGAUAAGUGACCAAUGGGUUUUAACAGCCGGACAUUGCGUCGAUGGGGCUAUCUCGGCUAAAAUUUAUUCGGGAUCGGCUCGACUUUCAGCGAAUAAUAAAACUACAAGUGAAGCUGCGGAAUUUAUUCGGCAUGAACAGUUUGAUGCUAUUUACCUUAACAAUGAUAUUGGGCUUAUCAAACUUAAGGAAGCUGUGACUAUUGAUGAGUACACUAAACCUAUUGUUUUGGCGGAAACUGAGUUAGAAGACAGUACUAAUGUUACAGUGAGUGGUUGGGGUCAAAUUAGUGAUUCCGACAAAAAUCCGACUAGUGAUAUUCUUAAUUAUAUCACUAUUCCUACAAUUAGUAACGACAAGUGUAAAGUUUAUUAUGGUGGUACUAUUGUUUUGCCUAGUUUGGUGUGUACCAGUGGUGGCAACCCAAUUAAAAGUCCCUGUUUGGGUGACAGUGGUGGCCCUGUUGUCACUAACCCUGAUACAAACCCUCUCCAUGUUGCCAUUUUUAGUUUUGUCAAUGGAUAUGGGUGCGAAAUGGAUUAUCCUGCAGGAUAUACACGAACUGCCUAUUACAGGGAUUGGAUAAGGGAAAAAACCGGAAUUUGAUGAAACAUUAUUUCGCUUUUAUCCACUAUUGAUUUUCGUUUAUUUGAAAUAAAUUUAUUCCAAUAAUGGGUUUGAAAACAA